AUUCGGGCCGGGCUGGCGGAGGGGACGCGCUGCAGCCGCGAUGGUCUCCUGGAUGAUCUCUCGGGCCGUGGUGCUGGUGUUUGGGAUGCUGUAUCCUGCAUAUUACUCAUACAAAGCUGUGAAGACAAAAAAUGUGAAGGAAUAUGUCCGCUGGAUGAUGUAUUGGAUUGUGUUUGCUCUUUAUACAGUUACUGAAACAAUAACUGACCUAACAGUCUCUUGGUUUCCACUGUACUAUGAACUGAAGAUAGCUUUUGUUAUCUGGCUUCUUUCCCCAUAUACUAGAGGAGCAAGUUUAAUCUACAGAAAAUUUCUCCACCCACUUCUUUCUUCUAAAGAAAGGGAGAUUGAUGAGUACAUCGUACAGGCCAAAGAAAGAGGGUAUGAGACCAUGGUGAAUUUUGGAAGGCAAGGGUUGAAUUUGGCAGCAAGUGCUGCAGUGACAGCAGCUGUAAAGAGUCAAGGUGCCAUAACUGAGAAACUGAGAAGUUUCAGUAUGCAUGAUUUGACUGCUAUACAAGGAGAUGAGCCAGUGGGACAGAGACCAUAUCAGACACUACCAGAAUCAAAAAAGAAAACCAGAGCCUCUGCAAGUGAAUCUUCAGGUUACAAAUCUCCACUGGAAAAAAAUCCUGGAGAUGAUAGAACAGAUGAAGAGAUGGAGGGGACACAUUCAGAGGAUGAAAUGUUUGCUCAAAGAGGCCUUCGAAGAACUCAGAGCAUGAAAUCUGUGAAAAGUCUUAAAGGCCGUAAAGAGAUACGGUAUGGAUCAUUGAAAUACAGAGUAAAGAAGAGACCCGCUGUAUACUUCUAAGUGUAUUGCACAAUGCCUACAAGACAAACUGCUGUAUUAUAAUAACUUGAAUUCAGUGUGUCAACUGAUAAAGAUCUGCGUAUGAUUCAUAUAAUGACUAUAUGAAUAGAUAUGUUAGAACUUGGUUUUAUGAACCUGAAUGGUCAGAUAAAGUGUUACUCUGCUUUUCUGUAACUGCUUGUUGCUUAGACUUAAAUCUGGACAAGUUGUAAUAUGAAUUUCAUCACUUCUUAAGUGGGAGUUAAAUGAGUAACAGGAAACAGUCUUUUUCCAGAGGUACUGAACGGACAAAGAUAAUUACAACUCCAAAUGAAUUGACAGAAGUUGUAAGUAUUUGGAACUUGUGAAAAUGGAACCCAAAGUGUCCCCAAGUUUACGUAGAAAGAUAGACAUACUUGAAAUAUUUUUUUGAACUACAAUUCCUGAAAAGGCUUUUGUGUAAUUUAAAAAAUGUUAAUUUUAAAGGAUGGUUGAUGAUGGUAGGGAAGGGAGAGGAAAGACAAGGUAGAUAUGGUACAUCUUUAAGAUUAUAAUCUUUUUGCAUUGUAUUGCCAAGCUUAACAAACUUACAUCACACUAAUAGGUGCAAACUGAGGGUACAUUUAGCACUUUAUGCAAAACUGUAUAGUUUUGCACACUUACUGAUUUACAGCUGCACAUGUCAUUUUAAUGACUUCUUAGGUAGGUCAGACUUAUCUUUGAAUGCCAGCAAUUCUUGUAUUUCAUGAUCUUAUCUUAAUUUAUCCUGAUUGCUUAUGUACACUUAAGAUGCUGUAGAUAAUUGCUACUAACAUCAAUAUUACCAGGUGCCUUUCUAUAUAUUACAAGGCUGUGUGGUUUUAUAUCUGUGUGGGUGGGUUUUGUUUUGUUUGUCUUUCUUUCUCCUUUACUUAGAGAUAUGUUACAUGAUUUAGGUCAGUUUUUGGUUAAAACUGUGGUAAGUAAAACUAGCAGCAAUUCCAAUGAUAGACCUCAGGGAUCUGAUUGGCCCAUCAGCUGUGUAUUAGAAGUUGUGCUGACAUGAAGUCAUAUAUGAUAGAUAUUCAGGCCCUGGUUUGGUUUUACUUAGCAUUGCUUUAAGAAUGAAUAUAUGUAUAUAUUAGAACAUGUUUGUGUGUAUAUUUCAUAUAUAUGUGGAGUCUAAUAUUGGCUGUGUAGUACUUUUAUUACUAAAGUUAUUACUAAGGUAUUUACAUACAAAUAGCCCUUUCUAAAUGACUAGCUAAUUUAGACAGCCGUCAUAGAACCUAGAAUCCCACGGCAUAACCGUUUGCACAGAGAUAAAUUUUGGAAUGUCAUUCAAGGCAGACACUUGUCAAAAUGACUUUCUGAGGUCCCCUUUGGUUCUAUUUUCUGCAGUUCUGAGAAUUGAGCUUAGUUUUCUGUUUGACUACAUUUCUACUGUGGAUUCAGGAGAAAACACUUUUCAUAGAUAGCAUUUUAUUACUUGGCAUGGGGAAAGAUGGUGUUAACUGUUCUUGAAGAGAAAAUGAUGUGUGACCCUUCUUAUCCUUGGAUCUUGGACUACAGUCCUUAAGCCUUUUCCCAGGUAUGACAGUCAUCUGCAAGUCUACUGCAGUGUUUUUAAUCAUAGGCCUAAGGCUUGGGUCUGCCGCUGUUCUUGUUUAUAUUACAGCUAUAGCGGGUUCACUGUUGGUACACACUUAAUGGCCUGUUAAUAUAUACUGGCUUUUGAAGUAGUCUUCUGAGAACUUGGGCCAGGGUUUGAGUUAUAUGGCUAAAAAUGCAGCUGCUCUGUAUUGGCAUGUGUAACUCACUUGCUGUUGUAGGCAUCUGUAAGCCUAGUGCAAAUAUAACAAUGAUGAUGCAGUGCUUUUAGCAUUCCCAUCCUUUUGCGAGGGAAGAUUUUGGGAAGGGCUUUAACCAUGCUUACUUCAAGCAUCUACAAAGAACCUAAAUGCUUUAUCAAGAAGCUGCAAUGGUCCAUGUCUGAUUAAAGGCCAAAGCUUGUAUUACUUGACUUGAAGAUGCAGUUUCAUACCAGAAGACGGGAAGGCUGCACUCUGCAAAAUGAAUGUAGUGCAAAAAAUCCUGUCCUCUAGCCAAAACUGCAAUUUGUGUAAAACUGCAAGCUUUUAUAAAGAGCUGUUGUCUGUGGGGAAGGCAGUGAUGAGAUCAAGUGUCACUUGUGUCCCAGCAGUGUUCGUGCUUUUCAUCUGUUUCCCUGUAAGUAAGGGAGGGCUGUCUGUGUGUUAAGGUAUGUAAGACCUUACAGGAAACUGAGGCUUUUGUAUUGUAUCUCACUCUGCUCUGAAAAUUAGACUGACCUGGGCCUUGUGUGGUAUCCCUUAACCCUUACUGUCCAGCUGAGUGUUCUCCUUGGGCACAUGUCACCACAUCUUGCUUUAACUCAUCAUGUUUGUUUUAUUGGCAAGCAUGGCAGUGAAAUUGUCAUCUUCCUACAAAUCAGAAUCCUGCAUGAAUGAGCAGGGUAAGCCCUUCUUUCAGGAUUACAGUUCCUGUUACACGUUUGCGUAGAUCCUGUUUCAGGGCCUGGUUCUUCUCACAUUUCCAGGACUAGAGAUAAUUUGAAUAUUUUAGAGACUGCCACACUCAUGUUCAGUAAGUUGCUCUGUGUGUCACUUUGUACUUGAGGCUAUAACUUCUGGCAAACUUAGCUUGCUAAUUAAAUAGUGACAAAGGCUAAAUAAACUCUUUUUUUUCUUAACUAUGCAUGGAACCAGGAAAGCUGGCAGUCUUACUCAUAUCAUUGCUGUUUGCAUAUAAAUGUACAUGUGUUCUCUCAGAUACUAUUUUAGGUGAUAAAAUUUCCAGUGUUUUCCUGGUGGGUUUUUUUUGGUCGAAUACCCUACUGUAAAAUUCUCUUGAUGGCUUGAUUUUGUUCUUUGAACUCAUCCUGAAACUGGUUGACAAUAUUAUCUUAAGGUUUGGUUUUGUUUGUGUUUUCCCUUGUACAUUGUCAGCUGAUGCUUGGCAGGGCGCAAUGGCAUGAUUAGCUUUCAUCCUAAUGAUCCUGUAUUUCUCUCUGCUUGUUGAAUUUAGUUUAGUUUGGUUUUGAAAAAUUACACAAUCUUUUAAACUUUGUGUGUAAGGAAUUUUCAAACUUUUUUGCCUUAGCUGCAGAAGUCUAGCUCUUGCCAGUAAACUUCUUGGAAAAAUGUUAAACAAAAAGUCAAAAUUUAACUUCACAUGCUUUUUGGUUUUCAAGUGUAAGAUGUAGUUCAUGUCACAUUAUGUAAUCUUAUGAACAGAGCAUUUCCCGAGAAGUAACUGACUGCCACUAGGCAGGACUGUUAAUAUAGUGAAAGAAGAACUUAGAGGUCAGAGGUGCUUUAAAAGAGAAUGUGUAUUGCUUGUUAAACCAUAUGAAGGUUUUGAGCCUUUCUAAAAUACAUCUGAACUAGCUCAGAUUUCUUAGCAAGAGCCUACUGUACAUGGUAAAAUACACAUCUUGUGAUGAUGAUUAAAUCAAUGGCCUCAGUUGCAAGUGAGCUUUGGUCAGACUGAUUACAAGGUAAUUGCCAAUAUUAGCUACUUGAUGCUAAUUGCUUUGUUAUCUGAAAAUAACUGAAUAUUAUCCAUGAUACUUUUUUGCAAACUAAUUUUAAAAUGGACAGCAUAUAAUUUGGUUAAACAGACUGGUGGAGUAAAUGCUAGAUGCAUUUAACACACUGUUCAUGACAAAAGAUGUGCUUUAUUUUUGGUGUGGCUUUUGUUAAUGGGAAGUUGGUCUUUUAAAUAUUUUUCUACAAAAAUGUGUAUGUGCAAAGUUGAUACUUUAACAUUUUUCAAGAACUUAUAUUUUUAAAUGCUACAGACCAGAGACUGUCUACAUUAAAACUAAAGUUAGUAGCUUUACAAAAUGCAAUGUAAGCUUUAAUUUUUAUAUUGUAAUAAUAAUUUGCUGUCAACUUGUUUACAUAUUUGUAGGAGGGAAAGCUUCAUUAUGCAUUGACUUAUCUUGAUACUAUCCUUAAUAAAUGCUGCUUUGAGUAGGA
This is a messenger RNA of Melopsittacus undulatus (budgerigar), 4794 nucleotides long. RefSeq names its product receptor accessory protein 3 (gene REEP3). Gene Ontology annotation, cellular component: cytoplasmic microtubule; endoplasmic reticulum membrane. Bases 41 to 814 code for a protein of 257 amino acids. The record is from RefSeq and is a predicted model, not a curated record. Gene Ontology annotation, molecular function: microtubule binding. NCBI's taxonomy places the organism in Eukaryota, Metazoa, Chordata, Aves, Psittaciformes, Psittaculidae. The transcript has 8 exons.